AUGGCAAAGGAAGCGGAAAGAAAAGGACCCCUGUGCCAUUAUGCGGUGACCAGCCUGGCAAAGAACAACUUCAGGGUGGUCACAGUAAACAUGUACAAUCCGCACGUGAAGGAUGAAGAAGUGAGGGCCUUUCUGGGGAGAUACAUGGACAAUGUCUCCUCAGCGAGGUACCUCAGGGACUCCCUGGGUUUCUGGAACGGGAGGAGAGGGUUCCAGGCAUUACUCAGGGAGUCCCCGAAGAGAGAGAGAAUUGACUACUGUGGAUCCUCUGGUGAGGCUCAACAACAUCAUGAUGCUGACAGGGCAGAGAAGAGUCUCUCCACAUCAGAACACCUCAAAAAACACCUGCGGAGAUCCACAAGGAAGAGAUCUCACUGCUGUUCUGAUUGUGGGAAAUGUUUAAAAUCUUCAUCAGAACUUAAAAUACACCUGAGAAAUCACACGGGAGAGAAACCUUUCUGCUGCUCUUACUGUGGGAAGAGUUUUACUCUGUCAACCCGCCUGAUAUCACACCAGAGAACACACACAAGAGAGAAACCUUAUAGCUGUGAUCAAUGUGGGAAGAGUUUUACUCUGGUAAUCAGCCUGAUAUCACACCAGAGAACACACACAGGAGAGAAAUCUUAUAGCUGUUACCAAUGUGGGAAGAGUUUUGUUUCAUCUGGUGGCCUGACAGCACACCAGAGAACACACACAGGAGAGAAGUCUUAUAGCUGUGCUCAAUGUGGGAAGACCUUUGCUUCAUGUAGAGUUCUGACUGUACACCAGAGAACACACACAGGAGAGAAACCUUAUAGUUGUGCUCAAUGUGGGAAGAGUUUUACUAUGUCUAGCAGUCGGACUAGACACCAAAGAACACACACAGGAGAGAGACCUCAUGGCUGUAUUCAAUGUGGGAAGAGUUUUACUACAUCCUGCUAUCUAACUAUACACCAGAGAACACACACAGGAGAGAAACCUCAUAGCUGUGAUCAAUGUGGGAAGAGUUUUACUCAGUCAAGUAACCUGGUAUCACACCAGAAAACACACACAGGAGAGAAACCUCAUAGCUGUGAUCAAUGUGGGAAGAGUUUCACUACAUGGAAUUAUCUGAAGAUACACCAUAGAAUACACACAGGAGAGAAACCUUUCAGCUGUGUUCAAUGUGGGAAGAGUUUUGUUUCAUCUAGCCAUCUGACUGCACACCAGAGAACACACACAGGAGAUAAAUCUUAUAGCUGUGAUCAAUGUGGGAAGAGAUACUCUUGUAAAAGAUCUCUGAUUAAACAUCAGAAAAUUCACACAUGAAGGAGUUGUUUCAUGACAUCAAUGAAAUAAUGUCACAAUAUAGAAUGUUUAACAUUGUAGUAGGAGUAUUGUAAUGGUGUCAUAAUGUACAACCCUAUUCUAUUGAUUUCAGUUUGUUAUGGAUAUGAGCUUCAUCUGUAGAAACAUCUUUGUACUUUGCUCUGUUCAUCUUACCCUCAAUCCUGACUAGUCUCCAGUCUCUGCCACUCAAAAACAUCCCCACAGCAUGAUGCUGCC
Molecule: messenger RNA, 1524 nt
Organism: Oncorhynchus mykiss (rainbow trout)
Lineage: Eukaryota; Metazoa; Chordata; Actinopteri; Salmoniformes; Salmonidae
Source: RefSeq, a predicted model, not a curated record